AACAGUCGGGCGAUAGCGAUAGCAAAUGUGCUGUGAUGGAAAUGAAACAAAAAGUGUCUAAAUGAAUACAUAUGAACACAUAUGUAUGUGCAACAACAUUUGCAAAUCUUUGUUUAUAAUAGCUGACGCUUAUGGAUUUUAUGGUGCCGAUUCACACAAUGUCCGAUGGAUCACCGCCUCCAUCGAUUUGCUUCAUCCGUGCCGCCGAAUCGUAUCCGAAAUCACAAAUGGAGAAGGAAGACUCCCAGCUGUUCGUUCCCUUUCAGGAGCUGGCUGGCGAAUCGAUCAAGUACCUCGGACGCACUGAUGAUGGCGUUCUCGCCCUGUCCAACUAUCGCAUAUUUCUCUCAAAGAAGUCAACCGCCUACGAGACCUACGUACCCUUGGGCCUAAUUGAAUCCGUUCAGGUGCGGGAUUUGUUCCAGCUAAUUGUGAACUGCAAGGACGCCAGCACGGUGAGGUGCUCCUUUCAGUCAGCGGAACAGUGUGCCGACUGGCAGCGCCGCAUCCAUCUGCUAAUCGGUGUACCCGAGGCGCUAGAAACUCUCUUCGCCUUUCCAUUUUACUCCUGGACCUGCGAUGUGAUUGGCAGCGGCAACGGUAGUGUGCAGGCCAACGGAAACGGCCUUGUGGCCAAAGAUCGCUACUUGGCCAAUGGCUCGGCAAAGGUGGGCAAUCCGGCAGCAAAUCCUCUGGGCGAUCCUACCAGCGAGACCAUAUCCUCCGCAAUGAGCAGCCGCCUGCAGAGAUCCGUGCGUUAUGAAAGCGACUUUAAGAACGAGGUAGCUCGCCUGGGAUUCGAUCUGAAGGGCUCCUGGCGCAUCUCCACAGCCAAUGCUGACUUUAAGCUCUGCCCCUCGUAUCCACCCAAAUUGCUUGUGCCCUGCUGCAUUACCGACGAGAUGCUCCACAACGUGGCCAAUUUCCGGGGUUCCCGCCGACUGCCGGCGGUCGUCUGGCGGCAUCAGAAGUCGGGUGCUAUUCUGGCCCGUUGCAGCCAGCCGGAGGUUGGUUGGCUCGGCUGGCGAAACACAAAGGACGAGCAAUUGCUGAAGGCACUGGCCGAUGCCUGCGCCUUCGACAGGGGCGAGCACGCCAGGCAUUCCACCACACUCGCCAAUGCAAAGUUGCAGCAGUCGACAAAAGGUUCCAAAGAGAACACGGCCAAUGGUCAGUCUGGCCAAUCUGGCAAAAGCUCACCAUCACUGGAGGAUUCCUCGCACGAGGAACUCACGCUCGAUGAAAUAAAGAAAAUCCUCAUUGUGGAUGCUCGGAGCUACACAUCCGCGGUUACAAAUCGGGCCAGAGGUGGCGGCUGUGAGUGCAUUGAGUACUACCCCUGUGCAGAAAUUGAGUUUAUGAACUUGGGCAAUAUCCACGCCAUCCGAAAGAGUUUUCAUGCUGUUCGACAGCUUUGCGCGUCCUCUGCCGAUGAUCCAAAUUGGUACGGUCAACUGGAAAAGACCAUGUGGAUGCAGCAUCUUUCAGGUCUUUUGGGAGCCACAAUGACCGUUGUGCACACAAUAGAAAAGAAUGGACGACCCGUUCUUGUUCACUGCUCAGAUGGAUGGGAUCGCACACCUCAAAUCGUGGCGACGGCACAGCUCUGCUUGGAUCCCUACUACAGAACUGUUGAAGGAUUCCGCGUCCUUGUAGAGCGUGAAUGGCUGAAUUUCGGACACAAGUUCGCCGAUCGCUCUGGCAACGGUCCCAACUCCGACGAAGUUAACGAGCGAUGCCCAGUUUUUCUACAGUGGCUUGAUCUGGUGCACCAAAUACACAGACAGUACCCCUGCAGUUUUGAGUUUAGUAUAAGCUAUUUGAUCAAACUGGCGCAACAUUCGCUGUCCUGUCUAUUCGGCACUUUCCUAUGUAAUUCGCUCAGAGAACGUAUCGAAAAUUCAGUUUUCGACCGAACGUUUUCGGUGUGGCCAUUUUUAGCGGAAACUAUGUAUAGAAAUCCUCUCUAUAAGCAUGAGACUGAAAAGGUUCUUUGGCCGGCGCACAGUGUGCGGUUUUUAUAUUUUUGGUCUGACGUAUACCUUGGUAGUUUAGGCAACAAAAACGGAACUGAUCUGCCAUUACUAAGUAAUGAAAGACAGAGCGGACACAACGGCCUAAUGGCGAAGACAAGAUCUUCUGAAGACUUAACAACGAAUGAGUUGGGACAAAGCACCAUUUCAAGGAGAUCAAGUGAUCCCAACCUUACAGUUGAAUCCAUUGUUACAGAUUGCUUUAAUGCGAAUAGCAACUCGAUGUUUGACAUUCGAUCUGAGACCGACAAUAGUGUUAGCGAAAAUGUGCAGGAAUGUGUUAAAGACUCCAAAGAACUUCAGCUGGACGUAACGGAUGCAACUGAAGCGGGUCCACGUGCCCCCUUGAAUAAUCCCAUUCCAGAGUUCCAUAACGACCAAAGUACUGCUUCUAACCGUGAUAUAUUGGAAGUGGAAUCACAAUUGCCAACGCAAAGUUCCUUGGUGUCCACACAACAACCGAUCCCCGGAUCCGUUCGAAAUGUCCACGUUUUGAGUUACUCUGAAAACGAUCAAAAUCCAGUUCCUUCAAAACCUGAAGACACAAGUGAUAUUUGUCGCACUUUGUGGCAUGGCGCAGUCGACACUAGCACUGAUACCCUGAUACCCGCAGAGCCCGUACAAAAAACAAACAACGAUAUCACUGACAGCAGUAGAAAUCACAUAACGCCCAUCGAAGUGGCGACCAGUGGGGAUAAGAAGCCGGAGUCGACGACGACCACUGCUGUCCAGAGCAGUAAAAUAAGUCAGAGCUAUAAUAAUUUGCCCAAGGUUCACAUGAAACCGAAUGCCGUGAUAUGUGCGCAGCGACGGGACGCUUUUCCACAUCACCUUGACCUUCAAGUACCACGAGACAAUGCGGCAAGCACGGAACGUUGCAAGCCGGAGAAAUUGCCCAAAGAUGCGAAUGCUAACGGAACCCUGCUGGCAUCCGAUGGCUAUCACGCAGAGGAAAGCCUUUUCAUGUCUCCCGACCUUCAGAGAUUCGUGGCACAGUCACCAUUCGAUGCUCCCGCGGCGGGAGGCCGAAUACGUCGGAACACUUUCGGGUCGAGCUACAGUCGCGACUUGAAGUUCACAGCAGAAAAUGGCAGCGCACAUCACUUCCCUUCGUCGGGGAUUAUUUCGUUGCCCCCGACACCAUUUCAGGAGAGGGCUCAGUUUACUAUAUCCUGUCCGGAUGGCUUAGCUCAUGGACUCAGCGAACAAAACAUAAGACUCCACCAGAUCGUACAAGAACACAAGCUACGAGAGGAAAUGCUGCUGCGGGAAAUACACGGCAUGCGACUGGCUUUGCUGGAAAAAGGUUGCCCCAGCUGCAAUAGCAUCGUUUCGACAAAUUUGGAACAUGAAAAUGGAUCGGAUAUCGUUGAAAAUGCUUCAACAUGUUCCUGGGAAGCCGUCGAAGAACGUAGCGGUCCCCCAUCGUUUGCCCCUUCCUUGAUCCAAGAGAAAAAAGCCUCCAGUGUCCUUUGGGUACCAGACCAUGCAGUUUCGCGUUGCUCUAGUUGUCAAACUGAGUUCUGGCUUGGACGAAGAAAACAUCAUUGUCGAUCAUGUGGAGAAAUUUUUUGUGCUGACUGCUCGGAAUUUUGGGCACCUUUGCCAAACGAAAAGCUUUUUAAUCCAGUUAGGCUAUGUGGAUCUUGCUACACGACCGUCACAACAAAUGUCCAAGAGUACGCCGCCGUACCUUCUGAAUCCCAGGUAAAGGACGAUGAGACGUCUCAGCAAAUUCCUAAGAGCUUUUCCCAAUUAAUUUAAGACUUCUCUGUUGUAUCAAUAUGUACAUAUUAUUACUCAAAAAUAUUUAUUGCAUAUGUGUUAGCACCAUAAUAGCGAAAAAUUCAUCUGUGCGUUUAUAUAGAACACGAAAUUAUACAAUUUUGUUAGAAAUAUAUACAUAUGUGGAUAUAUGGAAACAAUUGUAAAUUCAAAUACAAUCUUUAAACAAAAA
Drosophila ficusphila is the source of this 3990-nucleotide messenger RNA. Its product is annotated as myotubularin-related protein 4. Gene Ontology annotation, molecular function: protein phosphatase binding; phosphatidylinositol-3,5-bisphosphate 3-phosphatase activity; metal ion binding. Gene Ontology annotation, biological process: dephosphorylation; regulation of autophagy. The record is from RefSeq and is a predicted model, not a curated record. NCBI's taxonomy places the organism in Eukaryota, Metazoa, Arthropoda, Insecta, Diptera, Drosophilidae.